UCUUUUCAAGACACGGUACUUUCCCUUUCCGUGCUCGCUGAAAGAAUCAGCAAAAUAUCCGAGGGAAGAUAAGAAUCAACAAAAUACCCGAGGGAAGACAGAAUAAUCCAAAACCUGCUCCCUGACUCCUUACCCUCAUGGAAUUUGAAAAUCCAAACUUCGGAUUUGGAUGUGCGAUCAAGAUGGCUACAGUUCCUUACCUUUCUCCUUCCGUCGAAGAACUAAUCGCGCGGAUUUGCAACGCUCAAUCCCUUUCGCCCCCGGACUACAAGGCUCGCCUUCGACUAGUGGAGGUUGGCGAAGCGGCUGCUCUCCGGAUUAUGACGGAAUUAGCUUCUCAAAAGAUUAGGAACUUGUCGGGUUAUAUCAUUUUCAAGUGUAACAACUCGGAGUUUGCACUGGCUCGGAACGCUGAGUCUAUCGCCACUCAAGAGAGCGCUUGCUGCUCGGGUCCGCCGACUCCUCGUUCAGCGGUUAGCAGAGAUGCUGCUGCCGGUGAGGCUACAUCGCCAGUAUGUGCGAUGCCGCAGGUGCUAUAUAGGAUUCCCCCUAGUGUGCCGAAAUCAGGCAAUGUGGUGAAAGCUUUAGGUCAUAUGGAGUUUCGUAAAGCUUUUUUGAUCUUGAGUUAUUGUGGCGGGAAAAAAUUGGAAAAUUUUAUUUCAGAAGCUCUACUAGAUAGAAUAAAAAAUUUUCCAAUGGUUUUGUUUGAAUGUGAAGCCUGGAAAGCCAUUGGACGUGAAUGUAUCCCUGAGCAUGAAAGGAGAAAGAAUGUGGACUGGGAUUCCGGAAAACCAUAUGUAUAUCACUGUCAUGUCUAUUCUAAUGGAGAAUUCACAUUUAAGGGACCAUAUAUUCAAAACACAGGGACUCAUCUUCAAAGGGUGUUGGGUGAUGAUAAUAUACUUUUAGUGAAGUUUGCGGAAGAAAAGGAUAACAAUUCUACAAGAAGCUAUGAAAGAUUAAAUCCUUUCUUCCAGAAGCUUGCAGAAGACGGUAUUGCUGUGGGUUUGCGCCAUUAUAAAUUCUUUGUUUUUAAAGAUGGUGGCAAAGAGGAGAAGAAGAAAUCCCCAACUUCAUCACCUGUCAAGUGUUAUUUUGUCCGAACAGCAUCAUGUUGGGCGAUGGAUGAGGAUAAACCUUAUAUACUGUUCAAUAAGUCGAUCAGUGAAGCGCGGACCAUUUUUAUGCAUGUACAUACAGUUUCAUCGUUAAAUAAAUAUAUGCUCAGGUUUUCUUUGAUAUUGUCUAAAACAAUAAAGUUUGAUGUUGACCUUGCAUCUGUUAAUGUCCAAGUGAUAGAUGACAUCCCAUGCCGUGAUGAAUAUGGACAUGUUGUAUAUAAUGAAGAUGGUGAAUGCAUGAUUCAUACUGAUGGAACAGGGUUUAUCUCCGAAGAUCUGGCCAUGAAGUGCCCUAAGAAUAUAUUUAAGGGCCAGUGUUUAAAUACGAAUAAUAUGAAGGAAUUCCUGGAUGAAUUUAAGAGAUUGGAUAGAGCUUUAAACACUAGAGAGUACAAUUCUAGCAUUGUUGAGCCACCACUUCUUAUUCAAUUUCGACUGUUCAACAAUGGCUAUGCUGUGAAAGGAACACUUCUUAUUAAUAAGCAGCUACCCUUCAGAACCAUUCUUUUUAGGCCUUCAAUGAGAAAAGUUCAAACAGAUCCAGAUGCUCUAGGUAUUCAGUCCAACUCUCUGGAGAUUGUUGGGACAAGUAAUCGACCAAAGAAGACAUGUUUAUCACGUACUUUAAUUGCUUUGCUUCACUAUGGAGGUGUACCAAAGGAAUACUUCUUGGAACUUGUGAGGAGUGCAAUUGAUGAUCUUCGAAAUGCUAGAUUUAAUAAACGAUCAGCAUUGAGAGUUUCACUGAGAUAUGGCGAGAUGGAUGAAUUUCUUGUUUCAAGAAUGAUUCUUUGUGGAGUACCACUUGAUGAGCCGUACUUACUAUCCCGAUUGUUUGUGUUAAUGAAAGAAGAGAGGAAGGGCCUCAUUCAAGGAAAACUUCCUGUGGAUGAUUGCUACUAUUUGAUGGGGACGGCCGAUCCAACUGGAACACUCAAGCAUAAUGAAGUCUGCAUCAUACUUGACAAUGGUCAAGUUUCUGGUGAUGUUCUUGUAUACAAGCAUCCUGGUCUACAUUUUGGCGAUAUUCAUAGGUUGACUGCAACAUAUAUUAAGGACUUGGAGGACGUUAUUGGGAAUGCUAAGCAUGCCAUUUUCUUUUCAGUUAAAGGCACUCGAUCUUUGACUGAUGAAAUUGCUAAUAGUGAUCUUGAUGGUGACAUGUAUUGGGUUUCUAGGAAUCCACAGUUGUUGGCAUGCUUUACACCCGGGAAACCUUGGGUUAGACCAGCCCCGGCUCCAAUGAUAUCAAAAACCAAGCCCACGGAAUUUUCGGAAACAGAGUUGGAAAGAGAGCUCUUCCAGCAAUUUUUAAUAAAUAGAUUCAUGCCUAGCUACGCAAUCAGUGAGGCCUCAAAUCAUUGGAUGGUGUACAUGGAUCGGCUAUUAACAUUAGUGGAUGAUUGUUUUGAGGAAAAGAAACAAUUAGAAGAAAAAAUGAUUCACUUAGUUAACCUCUACUACAAUGCUUUGGAUGCUCCGAAGAGUGGUCUGAAGGUUGAAGUUCCCAGGGAUCUCAAAGCUGACCUUUUUCCACAUUUCAUGGGAAGAACAAAUUCUUAUAUUUCAAAGUCCAUACUCGGUUUGAUCCACGAUCAGGUUGAUACUGUUCAGACAGAAGAUGUUCCCCCAAAUGCCGUGUGGCUUAUUCCUUGCCUUAGUGAAGAGGCUCGUGAACCUUACUCAAGUAUAUGGAAGAAACAUUAUGAUGACUACAGAUGUGAUAUGGCGACUGCGUUGCAGGGGCCACAAGAAUACAAAGACAAACGGGCUAAUGACGUCAUUCAGAAGUAUAAGAAGUUGUUGUAUGGAGCAGCUGAAUUUGAAGAGAGCACAAAAAAAGAAGAAGAUAUAUUCAAUGAAGCUCUUGCAAUAUAUCAGAUAGCUUAUAAAAUGGCUAAGUCUACUAGUAAAGUUAGUUAUUGCAGCUUUGCAUGGAAGGUUGCAGGCCGGGCACUAUGUAAGCUGCAUGCCCAAAAACAAGAAAAAGAUGCUUCAUUUUUAUGCCUACGAUCAGUUCUAAGGGAAGUCUUAGGUUAAGAUUUCAUAUAGAUUAUCUUAUAUGUAUAAUGUUGUAACGUUAUUUAUUGUAGUUUAAGAAAUACAUUUUGAACUCUAGAUUGGAUUUUCCAAAAGCAAUUUGAUGUAAUUUCAUU
This is a messenger RNA of Dendrobium catenatum, 3277 nucleotides long. Its product is annotated as probable RNA-dependent RNA polymerase 4. The transcript is spliced from 19 exons. Gene Ontology annotation, biological process: siRNA processing. NCBI's taxonomy places the organism in Eukaryota, Viridiplantae, Streptophyta, Magnoliopsida, Asparagales, Orchidaceae. Bases 138 to 3161 code for a protein of 1007 amino acids. Gene Ontology annotation, molecular function: RNA-directed RNA polymerase activity. The record is from RefSeq and is a predicted model, not a curated record. Gene Ontology annotation, cellular component: nuclear RNA-directed RNA polymerase complex.